This is a messenger RNA of Cicer arietinum (chickpea), 560 nucleotides long. The record is from RefSeq and is a predicted model, not a curated record. Lineage: Eukaryota; Viridiplantae; Streptophyta; Magnoliopsida; Fabales; Fabaceae.
UCCACAAUGAUAUCUUCCAUUUAGGUAUCUAAAUGGGUCCCACCAUUACACUAUGUUGUUUGUGCUGCCAGAACCAGAAGAAGAUACAAACAAUGCAUUGUUGCCAGUGAAGUAAUCUUCGCUGACCCUUUUGAGAAUCCCUAAUCUCAAUGAUGGGAUUCUCGUUGGUAGUUCCGUUUGGUUCCGUUAUUGCGUUCAGAGCUACUCAUGAAACCAGAAUCAACUUCAACAAAUUAUUCUGCACAACACACCACAACAACGCUACUCACACACCAAUUUUUGUAACCAAGCAGAAUUCAAUUAAGUUGGAAAUUGAUCGGAAAAGCCCAAAUCAGGUUAAAGAAGAGAUCAAACAAUGUUAUGAACUCAUAAACCGAUUAGGAAGAGGAAUUGUGUAUCUAGGUUCUUCUCGGAUGGGCUCGAGCCCUUCACAUUAUGUGCAAGUUCAAUCUCAAAAUAAUAAUCAUAAACUUUAUAUUUGUGCAUAAGUUUAUAGUGAUAUUUAUUAUUUUUUUAUAGACAAAAAAAUUGGAUAAAAAAUUUGUUUUGUCGUCAUUUAA